Messenger RNA from Pteropus alecto (black flying fox), 2574 nucleotides. It is a transcript of the gene DBF4, whose product is annotated as DBF4 zinc finger. The record is from RefSeq and is a predicted model, not a curated record. Gene Ontology annotation, molecular function: zinc ion binding; nucleic acid binding; protein serine/threonine kinase activator activity. Gene Ontology annotation, cellular component: Dbf4-dependent protein kinase complex; nucleus. Gene Ontology annotation, biological process: regulation of cell cycle phase transition; positive regulation of nuclear cell cycle DNA replication. NCBI's taxonomy places the organism in Eukaryota, Metazoa, Chordata, Mammalia, Chiroptera, Pteropodidae. The coding region runs from base 274 to 2388 and encodes 704 amino acids. The transcript is spliced from 13 exons.
CGUAUCGGCGCCGCGGCCGCGUGACGCGUUUUCAAAUCUUCAACCGCCGCAGUCCACUCGUUUGUGCUUUUCCUCUUCCUCUUCCGCGCCUUGAAGCUGGGUCCUGCCCUGGAAACCCAGCAGGAGGAAGCCCUGUGUCUACGGCGUGGGUGUGAUAAUCCGCGGAAGGGAAGAGGCAACUGGCCGGUCUACGGGCCUUGAGGAACCGUGUUUUCUCGACCGUCCGGCGCGACACCCUCCCCGGACGCAGCAUGUAGGUGCCGGGCGGCUGCCAUGAACUCCGGAGCUAUGAGGAUCCACAGCAAAGGACAUUUCCAGGGUGGAAUCCAAGUCAAAAAUGAAAAAAACAGACCAUCUUUGAAAUGUCUGAAAACUGAUAACAAACCAGAAAAAUCCAAAUAUAAGCCACUUUGGGGAAAAGUAUUUUACAUUGACUUACCUUCUGUCACCAUAUCUGAAAAACUGCAAAAGGACAUUAAGGAUCUGGGAGGGCGGGUUGAAGAAUUUCUCAGCAAAGAUAUUAGUUAUCUUAUUUCAAAUAAAAAGGAAGCUAAAUUUGCACAAACCUUUGGACGAAUUUCUCCUGUACCCAGUCCAGAAUCUGCAUAUACUGUAGAAACCACUUCACCUCAUCCCAGCCAUGAUGGAAGUUCAUUUAAGUCUCCAGAUUCAGUGUGUUUGAGCAGAGGAAAAUUAUUAGUUGAAAAAGCUAUCAAGGACCAUGAUUUUAUUCCUUCAAAUAGUAUAUUAUCAAAUGCCUUAUCAUGGGGAGUGAAAAUUCUUCAUAUUGAUGACAUUAGAUACUACAUUGAACAAAAGAAAAAAGAAUUGUAUUUACUCAAGAAAUCAAGCACUCCUGUAAGAGAUGUGGGGAAAAGAGUAGGCAUUGGCAUACAGAAAGCAAGAACAGGUAGACUCAAAAAGCCUUUUGUAAAAGUGGAAGAUAUGAACCAAAAAAGAAAAAUCCAUCCUAAAAUUCAUAUGGAAUGUCACAGGACCCUGAACACCCAAAACAGUCUUGAAAAGGAAGACCGAAGUUGGAGACUUUAUAGACCAUUUUAUCUUCAGCUGACCAAUAUGCCUUUUAUAAAUUAUUCUAUUCAGAAGCCCUCCAGUCCAUUUGAUGUAGAUAAGCCAUCUAGCAUCCAAAAGCAGACUCAGGUUAAACUAAGAAUCCAAACAGAUGGCGAUAAAUGUGGAAUCCCAGUUCAACUCCAGUUGAAAGAGAAGAAAAAAAAAGGAUAUUGUGAAUGUUGCUUGCAAAAAUAUGAAGAUCUUGAAACCCAUCUUUUAACUGAGCAACACAGGAACUUUGCACAGAGUAAUCACUAUCAAGUUGUUGAUGAUAUCGUAUCAAAGUUAGUUUUUGACUUUGUGGAAUAUGAAAAGGAAGUGCCUAAGAAAAAAAGAAUAAAAUACAGCAUUGGGUCCCUGUCUCCUGUUACUGCAAAUGUCCUGAAAAAACCCGAACCCAAAGAAAAACUAGAAUUGCAACUUAUUUCUCAGAAAGACUUUAAGGAAGAUAAUGUACAGGUGAUCAAGCAGAGUUUUCUAUAUAAAGAAACCCAGGAACCUGAACAAAAGCUUGUGUUUAUUUCAGAACACAUCCCCCACCCUUCAGUUGAAUUGAGAGAACUUGAUGAGAAAACAACUAAUAAAUGUUUCCUGUUAAAUCCAGCUGAAAAUGACAUAAAACAAAAUUUUACACAUCUGCUUUCAGAUAAAAAUGAAAAGGGAUGCAUUCUUGAUAUUUCCGAACAUAAAUUAAUUACAAAUGAAAAUGACUUGGAAGAACUAAGGGUAGAUCACUGUCCAUGUAGGCUACAGGCAUCUAUACAAGUUUCUGAUUUCAGUAUGGAUAAUUGUGCAUCUCAACCAAAACAAAAGUCAGAUACUGUGCUUUUUUCAGGAAAGGAUCAGAAGGAAAAGGACCUUCAUUCAGUAUUUGGUCAUGUUUCUGGUCAGUUAGCAUUAAACAGUUCACAGGAGCAUCUAACAUUUCAGGCAAUGAGUCCAUCCCGAAGUUGUCCAGAAGACCCUAAUGAAUGUGACAUCAAGAAUACAGAUAAUUCACCUUGUAAGAUUCAUCGAAAAGUGAAAAUAUUAUUAGGAAGAAAUAAAAAAAAUCUGGAACCAAAUGUGGAAUUAGAUGAGAAAAGAACUGAAUGUCUUAUUACACAAGAGGAAAGCAGAAUUUGUAGUUCACCAGUACAGUCUCUACUGGACUUAUUUCAGACUAGUGAAGAGAAGUCAGAAUUUUUGGGUUUUACAAGCUACACUGAAAACAGUAGUAUAUGUGAUAUUUUAGGUAUUUGGGAAGAGGAAAAUUCAAAUCUGUUGUCAAUGUUUUUCUCUUCCCCUUCAACUUCUACAUUUACUGGCUUUUAGACUUAAGAAAUAAUUUUCAGAAGUGAUAAAUAUUCUUGAAAUUUAUAUAAAUACAUAGAAAAUUCUUUGUUUUUUUGCCAAUUUUGUUUACAGAACCAAAUGUAAAUGUUAACAAUAAAGGUUGUGUUUGCAUUUUUCUACACAGUAGAAAAAUUGUAGAAUAAACUGACUUAUUUUACAUAUCAU